CUAGCAGUCGCUCUGAAAACUGUUCGCCAUAAACCAAUCCUGGAACGCUUUUGUAAGCAGGCCACCCUGUUCAGUAUCGAUACCGAGCUGCGCAAACAAAUCUGGGCGAUACAUCCUUGCCAAAUCCCCAAGCGUGAAGAUUGCACGACGAUCAAACCCUUCGAUUGCCGAUCCGAGGUUGAUCCCUUGGCGAUUCAGCCAGUAUUUGAAGGGGGUUUCAACGCUGAACAUGGAAUCUUCUUCUCGGAAAGGAUUCUCAGGUGUGUCCAAGCUGAUUAG
Molecule: messenger RNA, 279 nt
Organism: Haemonchus placei
Lineage: Eukaryota; Metazoa; Nematoda; Chromadorea; Rhabditida; Trichostrongylidae
Source: the annotation of a GenBank genome assembly